Messenger RNA from Capsaspora owczarzaki ATCC 30864, 1665 nucleotides. RefSeq names its product tRNA (5-methylaminomethyl-2-thiouridylate)-methyltransferase. Gene Ontology annotation, cellular component: mitochondrion. NCBI's taxonomy places the organism in Eukaryota, Filasterea, Ministeriida, Capsasporidae. Gene Ontology annotation, biological process: tRNA wobble position uridine thiolation. Gene Ontology annotation, molecular function: sulfurtransferase activity. Bases 1 to 1665 code for a protein of 554 amino acids. The record is from RefSeq and is a predicted model, not a curated record. The transcript has 2 exons.
AUGAGGACGCCGUGGCAUCGACGCUACUCUACUGAGGCAAACGCACCGCUACCGUUCCAAGCACCGAGACUGAUCGACUCGACGCAGUUUCACGAGUAUCUGAGCACAUCUCCUGCAUUCGACACGUCUCUACCAGCGAGUGCGACCGAGAAGGAUGCAGACCAAGAAGCAGCAGAGCAAACUGCACAUCGCCGCUGGCUGGAGACCAAGACCCGCGCUGAAACAGAUGCUGCCCUGCUCAACUUUAAGCAGUCAGCGACAUACACAAAGGGCGUGAGCCAGCUGCGUCUGGAUUCACGCGAUCUGGAGCCAAUACCGCGAUCACACCCGACGUGGCCCGCUGGUGCACCUCCGCCUCGCGUUGCAGUCGGUGUCUCGGGCGGAGUUGACUCGACAGUCGCCGCCUAUCUACUGAAACGGCAAGGACUCGAUGUCAUUGGGGUUUACAUGAAAAACUGGGACGAGUUGGACGAGACUGGGCACUGCACUGGCGAGCAAGACAUGCGCGACGCGGCGCUCAGCUGUGCAGCGCUGGGUAUCCCCUUUCGCACGGUCAACUUUGUCAAGGAGUACUGGAACGACGUCUUUACAGUGUUUCUGCAAGAGUAUCAGCGUGGACGCACCCCAAAUCCGGACAUUCUGUGCAAUCGCGAAAUCAAGUUUAAGGCGUUGCUCAAUGUCGUCCAAACCUCGUUCGGUGCUCAGUUUCUCGCCACUGGACACUAUGCCGGUGUCAAUCGGUCUGCAUUUGCAAGCGGACUGUCUCCUCAUCCCCAGCUCAUUGAGGCGCACGACAAGGCCAAAGAUCAGACGUACUUUUUGGCUGCCAUCUCGAGUGAGGCGCUGUCUCGCACCCUCUUUCCACUCUACGGGUUGGAGAAGCAUCAAGUUAAGCGGAUUGCACACGAGAUUGGACUCAUCGAGCUUUCUACUAAGAAGGAAAGCGUCGGCAUUUGCUUUGUGGGCAAACGCCGCUUUGACCGUUUCAUCUCCAACUACAUUGCACCACAACCAGGAUACAUUGAAUUGACCGAUGGAACCAUUGUUGGCCAGCAUCAGGGGCACUUUUUGUACACGGUCGGUCAGCAUCGUGGGCUUCCCGGUGGAGCCGAUCAGUUUUGCGUAGUGGCCAAGGACAGCGCUCGCAAUGCCGUCAUUGUGACCAAAGCGAGCGCUAUAUCUCGAGCAUACAAGAUCUUUGGCGACACUGUCAACAAGUCGGGCACGACAGCGGUUCCAGCCAAGCUGGUGGAUGCAAGCAAUCUCGCGGAACCAGACCCGUCCUGCAUGUACUCGCGGUCUAUCGUGGUCAGUGCACCCAGUUGGAUAGCAGGAGUACCACCACUGGAGCUUCAAGGCGGACAAGGCCAACAAUUACGUUGUGGUGCGCGAUUCCGGCAUCGAGCGCCGAUUGUGCCUUGCACCGUGACAUUGCAAUCCGACGAGUCGGGCCAGGCGAGUCCAGUCAAGCUUCACAUUCAGCUCGAUCGGCCAUUCGCUGCAGUUGCUCCCGGCCAGUUUGCUGCGCUGUACCUGGACGGAGUCUGUCUCGGCGGCGGUGACAUUGUCGAAACCGAUGUUUUGCAAAUGCUGAUGGCACAGCAGGCCGAGCGCGAGCUGCACCCCAAACGCGAGAUUGGAUCUGGCAAACGGCGGUUCCCGUAG